Plutella xylostella (diamondback moth) is the source of this 2267-nucleotide messenger RNA. Its product is annotated as juvenile hormone esterase. Lineage: Eukaryota; Metazoa; Arthropoda; Insecta; Lepidoptera; Plutellidae. The record is from RefSeq and is a predicted model, not a curated record.
UACUAGGCCUGUGUCUGUGUAUACUUCUCAUCAUAAAAGUUAUUUCAUAAUGACUGUAACAUUGUAAUACUUUCGCGUUAUUAAAUUUUUAUUAUACUUACAUACAUAAUUAAAUUAAAUUAUAUAAGAAUGGCGGCUGUACUCUGGUUUGCAUCUAUCAUCCUCUUUAUUGCUGGGUCUUCAGCUUCAGAUUACAGCAACAGAGAAUUUAAGAAAACCUGCGACAAUGGCUUACCUGUGAAAACAAAUAGCGGUUUGGUUUGUGGAGAGGUCAGGCAUUAUAAGAACACCACAUUUGGAAGUUUCCGAGGAGUGCCGUAUGCCAGACCACCGCUUGGCGAAUUGAGAUACAAAAAACCUAGAAAAGCUAAGUCGUGGGAUGACUACUUAGACGCUUCGUCAGAGGGUUCCAUUUGCCCUCAGUCCAUAAUAAUUUACGGACCUUUGAUGGAACCGAAAGGGAUCGCCGAGGAUUGCUUGAAUGUCAAUGUCUACGUCCCACUAGCGGGAGGUAAAAUCCCAAGGAAGAAGAGGUUGCCAAUCCUAGUGUACAUCCACGGAGGAGGAUUCGCCGUGGGGUCUGGAGACUCUGACAUCCAUGGACCAGAAUACUUCUUGACUAGGGAUGUCGUGGUCGUCACGUUCAACUACAGAUUGGGGGCACUUGGUUUCUUGUCUUUGAACACGUCAUCAGUGCCUGGAAACAAUGGCCUUCGCGAUCAGCUGUAUCUUCUCCGGUGGGUGCAGAAGAACGGGAAGAGAUUCGGAGGCGACAUUAAUGACGUCACAAUCUUCGGUCAGAGUGCCGGCGCAGCCUGCGUCCACCUGCUGACUCUCUCACCCCUCACUCAGGAUAGAAGUUUGUUUCAAAAAGCAAUCUUAAUGAGCGGCUCUGCUGUCCGAAGCUUUUACAACUACGAGCCAGAGUUCGCGGCCACCGUCGCCACCAGCUUCCUCACCCUCAUGGGCAUCAACGCCACAGACCCAGACGCCAUCUACCAACAGCUCCUGGCAGCCGACACCAACCAGUACAUAGAGGCCACCAGGCAAAUACAAGAGCAGACAGGCCUACCACCCUUUGCCCCUGUCGUAGAAUCUAUUCACGAAGGAGUGACACGAGUCAUAGACAUGGAUCCCGACCAACUCAUAGCGGCCGGACGCGGUCAAGAAAUCCCACUUCUGAUUAGCUUCACUGAAUUAGAAUGCGGGUCAUUGAAAGCGCGUAUUAAUGAAACCGAUUUACCGGGAAAGCUGGAUGCUAAUUCUGAUUUGGCACUGCCUUCAGUGCUUCAAACUGCGACGAACAAAGCUGAGCUAGCCGUGGUUGUGAAGGAUAGAUACUUUACUGGCCCCAAUGCGACAUUGGAUGAGUUUGUGAAUUUCUGUUCUGAUUCUCUCUUCAAAUAUCCUGCGAUCUACACGGCGCAGAGGCGUGCCCAGCUAGGUGGAGCCGAAUCAUUCCUGUACCAGUUUGCUUACAGAGCAGAAAACAGAAUUCUAGAAAGUCUAGGAUUUGAUAUAGAAGAAGCUGGUCAUAUAGAGGAUUUGACGACCGUGUUUAAACCAAACAGCAAUGUUAGCUUUCCCGAGGAGGUGUUUGAAAGAAGUUUUGACCGCGUGAUGCAGGACUGGACUGUAGACAUCCUUGUCAACUUUAUGAAAAACAGUGCCCCAGCCGCCUCGACCCUGGCGUGGCCUCCCGUGAGCCGCUUCCUCUUCCGAUACCAGGACGUCGUCAGCGACAGCUACAAGUUGUCGUCGCUUCAGGCAGACGCGUCCACCAAUGAAAUGGUGCAGUUCUACACUGAACUGUUCAACAACGCUACCUCAAACCCAACUGCGUAAAGGUUUAAGUCAUUUGUUUGUUAGCAGUGUAGCAAUUUGUACGACAUCUUGAUCAGCGCCCCUGUCGGUAACGUUUGAAACUAAUAAAACGCAUAGGUACAAACUCCAGCGCACCGCCUCUCGAAUUAAUAUGUGAUUCGCACACUCUGAAGAGAAUAGAUCUUUAAGAUUUUUUAUUGAAAUCUUCUAUAGAUCUAACGAUGGGUAACAAAAUUGUUUUUAACUACUUCACUGCCACGACAACGUGGGUACCCUACCUCUGGACGGUGCCUGUUUAUGUGCCUCUAAGAACUCCUCAAUGGAAGUUAUUGCUAUACCUUUUUUUAAGGCGGUUAGUAAUGCCUUUUUAUUUAACUUGUGAGUACAGUUAAUCCGUGUUGUGAAAUAAAAAAUAUUAUAAGUAUAUAUUUCUUUAUUAAGUA